CGCCAUGCAGCCUCCCGUUCCUCCUCCUCCUCUCCCUCCUCUCCGGCUCUAAGUUAAUGCCAUGCUGCCGCUGCUCCUCCCGGCACUGCUGGCCGCCUGCCUGCCGCCCUGCCAGGGCUGGAGCCCCUCGGCGGCUGCCAGCGGGCAGGAGGAGCAGGAGCAAGAGCUCUUCUUGCCCCCUGUCAACUCCUCCUCCCGCUCCUUGGCCAGCCUCGAGAUGGACCUCGACGGGGCAGCAAGCAAGGAGGAAGGCAGCACCGCCAGCCCGGGCACGCCGGCUGCCCCUAGCCAAGAGCCUUUCCCUUCCGCUCCCACCUCCUCCGGGCAGCAGCAGCAACAGCAGCAGCGUCCCCAGCCGCAGGGGCAGCCGCCGCCCGCCGAGGACCCGCACUGCAAUAUCAGCGUGCAGCGGCAGAUGCUGAGCUCGCUGCUGGUGCGCUGGAGCCGUCCGCUGGGCAUCCAGUGCGACCUCCUGCUCUUCUCCACCAACAGCCACGGGCGAGCCUUCUUCUCCGCCGCCUUCCACCGCGUGGGGCCGCCGCUGCUCAUCGAGCACCUGGGGCUGGCGGCCGGCGGCGCCCAGCAGGACUUGCGCCUCUGCGUGGGCUGCAGCUGGGUGCGGGGCAGGCGGGUCGGGCGCCUGCGGGGCGCUGCGCCCCAGGCCGCCCCCGCCGCCGCUGCCGCCGCCGCCGCCUCCUCCUCCUCCUCCUCCUCCUCCUCCUCCUCCUCCUCCUCGCUCUCCUACCCGCCGGCGGCGGAGCCCGGCCAGUACUGGCUGCAAGGGGAGCCGCUGAAUUUCUGCUGCCUGGAUUUCAGCCUGGAGGAGCUGAAGGGGGAGCCGGGCUGGCGGAUGAACCGCAAGCCCAUCGAGUCUACCUUGGUGGCUUGUUUCAUGACUCUGGUCAUCAUCGUGUGGAGCGUGGCCGCCCUCAUCUGGCCGGUGCCCAUCAUCGCCGGCUUCCUGCCCAACGGCAUGGAGCAGCGCCGCAGCACCGCCGCCGGCACCACCACCGCUGCCGCCGCCGCCGCCGCCAAGUAGCCUCUCCCGGUGACCCCCUCCUUCUCUUCGCCGUGCGGUGUGGAGGGACGCCGGGCGGCCGCCUCCCGCCGGGCCGGACUCUGUCGUGUUUUUCUUGUUUAAAGCGUG
Messenger RNA from Gymnogyps californianus (California condor), 1147 nucleotides. It is a transcript of the gene TMEM158, whose product is annotated as transmembrane protein 158. The record is from RefSeq and is a predicted model, not a curated record. Gene Ontology annotation, molecular function: peptide binding. The transcript has a single exon. The coding region runs from base 62 to 1039 and encodes 325 amino acids. Lineage: Eukaryota; Metazoa; Chordata; Aves; Accipitriformes; Cathartidae.